UGCGCUGAGACGAUAAGACCCGCUGCGUCGAGCACAGGUCAUGAAAGGGCAUCGACACGUUUCGCUGAGAUCUGACGAUGAAGAGGAUGAGGAGUCCCGCGACUGGAGAGGCUAGUCGAAAGCGGACCUAAGUGGAAAUGGCGCACGGCCGAAACGCGAAGACGCGCCCGCCAUUUUCAACGCGUCUCCCCUGACGACCCUCAUUAUUCGACCCCUCACGAUCCGCAACCAACAACCCACGCACAACACACAAUGGCGGACAGGCAAUCGGCAUACACAGUCAGUCUCUUUGGAGGCCAAGAGAGCGAAGGUGGCCAGGAUGCGGCUGCCCCCUCGCGCGUCCAGCAGGCGCUGGUCGACUUCAUCAUGGAGUUCACUCUCGACAACAUCUUUGUCUACAGAGAUCAGAUCCGCGAAAACGUGCUUUUAAAGCAGUACUACUGUGAUAUCGACAUGGCUCACCUUAUAAACUACAACGAUGGCGAGCUCGCGCACAACCUGAAGCAGAACCCGGCUGAGAUCGUACCUCUAUUUGAGGCAGCUCUCAAGAUAUGCACACAGCGGAUCGUCUACCCCUCCCAGAAGAACAUCAAGCUUCCCGAGCACCAGCUGCUUCUUCAUUCCUCCGCAACCGAGCUCUCAAUCCGCGAUCUUACUGCAAAUAAUGUAUCGCAACUUGUCCGCAUACCCGGCAUCGUCAUCGGCGCCUCCACUCUCUCCUCAAAAUCCACUGCUCUUGCUGUCCGAUGUCGAAACUGCCAGCACGAGCAGAUGCUACCCGUGUCAGGCGGCUUCUCAGGCGUUUCCCUUCCGAGAACGUGUGGGAGGCUACGAGGUGAGGGUGAAGGUGGCGAUCAAUGUCCACUGGAUCCCUACUAUGUCAUGCACGAGCGCUGCCAGUUCAUCGACCAGCAAGUGCUCAAGCUGCAGGAAGCGCCUGAUCAGGUACCAGUCGGUGAGCUGCCGCGCCACAUCAUGAUCUCAGCGGAUCGCUAUCUGGCGAACCGAGUUGUGCCCGGUACGCGAUGCACCGUCAUGGGCAUCUUCUCCAUAUACCAGCAAAAGGGCAACAAGCGGUCCGGAAGCGCUGCGGUCGCGAUUCGCAAUCCCUAUAUCCGCGCCGUCGGCAUCAAAACCGAUGUCGAUCAUACCCAAAAGGGCGGCGCCGUAUUUACCGAGGAGGAAGAGCAGGAGUUCUUAGAGAUGAGUAGGAGACCUGACAUUUACGACGUCUUUGCCAGGUGCAUCGCUCCUUCUAUUUACGGAAACGAGGACAUCAAGAAAGCCAUUGCUUGCUUACUGAUGGGUGGGUCAAAGAAGAUUCUGCCGGACGGUAUGAAGCUCCGAGGUGACAUCAACGUGCUUCUUCUCGGUGAUCCCGGUACCGCGAAAUCCCAACUUCUUAAGUUUGUGGAAAAAGUCUCUCCCAUCGCCAUCUACACAUCCGGUAAAGGAUCCUCAGCAGCUGGGUUGACAGCCUCCGUUCAGCGCGAUCACACUACACGAGAGUUCUACCUCGAAGGCGGUGCCAUGGUCCUAGCCGAUGGUGGCGUGGUUUGCAUUGACGAAUUCGAUAAGAUGAGGGACGAGGAUCGAGUUGCAAUCCAUGAAGCUAUGGAACAACAAACCAUCUCAAUUGCGAAAGCAGGUAUCACCACCAUUCUCAACUCGCGGACAUCGGUCCUUGCAGCUGCCAACCCAAUCUUUGGGCGUUAUGAUGACAUGAAAACGCCUGGAGAGAAUAUUGACUUCCAGACUACUAUUUUGUCACGUUUUGACAUGAUCUUCAUCGUGCGUGACGAGCACGAUCGUGGCCGUGAUGAGCGGAUGGCCAAGCACGUCAUGGGCAUCGCCAUGGGCGGCCGUGGCGUCGAGGAGACUGUGCAAGCAGAGAUUCCCAUCGAAAAGAUGAAGCGCUACAUCACUUACUGCCGGCAGAAGUGCGCACCACGUCUUUCGCCCGAGGCUGCAGAGAAGCUUUCCUCGCAUUUCGUUAGCAUUAGGCGGCAAGUCCACGCUUCGGAAAUGAACGCCAACCAACGAUCCAGCAUUCCGAUUACCGUCCGCCAAUUGGAAGCUAUCAUUCGUAUCACUGAAUCACUUGCGAAGCUGUCGUUGGCCCCUAUCGCGGAUGAGAAACACGUGGAUGAGGCGAUACGCCUCUUCCUUGCAUCGACCAUGGAUGCGGUCAACCAAGGCGGUGGUCAAGGGUCAAAGGAGUUGAUGGAUGAAACAAACAAAGUGGAGGAAGAAUUGCGCCGACGUAUGCCCAUCGGCUGGCAAGUCAACCUGUCGACGCUUAAGCGCGAGAUGGUGGAUGGGAAGGGGUACUCGGAACAAGCUCUCGCUCGAGCAUUGCACGUCAUGAACGCUCGGGAAACGAUAAGAUGGCGGCAUGGCGGCAGCGUUGUUUUCCGAGCAAGUGCAUAGAAGAGCGCUCCAAGGCUUUAGGUAUGAUGCGAUGGCGUUUGGGUUGGUGGUCCUUGGAUAACGGAGCACGAGUACAAUAUUCAGAAGCUAUGAGGCAUGGGACGUCACAUAGUGUCGUAUGAUGAGAUGAGGUAUGCAUAGCACGCUGGCGUCAAGGAUUCUGUACAAGCGCGUCUACUGUCUAGAUGAUAAAAUCUAAAUCUCUUGCAUGUAUGCGCCUG
Molecule: messenger RNA, 2651 nt
Organism: Cucurbitaria berberidis CBS 394.84
Lineage: Eukaryota; Fungi; Ascomycota; Dothideomycetes; Pleosporales; Cucurbitariaceae
Product: DNA replication licensing factor mcm5
Exons: 3
Coding region: 253-2430 (725 amino acids)
Biological process (GO): double-strand break repair via break-induced replication; DNA replication initiation; DNA replication
Cellular component (GO): nucleus; MCM complex
Molecular function (GO): single-stranded DNA binding; ATP binding; DNA replication origin binding
Source: RefSeq, a predicted model, not a curated record